AUGAGGUUUCAAAGAGGAGAUAUAGUAUGGGCAAGAGUAAUAUACCCAAAAACAUGGUACCCAGGUCUAGUUUCAACAACCAACACUCUAGGCAUCUCCGUUGCUUUCUUCAACAUCAUUAAACCUCGUUACUUUCUUGAAUCCGAGGUAUGUUCUUUCAAAGAAAACUUCGAUUCAUUAGUUAAGAAAAUAAAAUGUAGCAUUGGCCAGGUACUGCUUGAUCAUGUGUUGAAAUUGAUUGCACGACGUUCCGUUUCGAGCUUGCGAUGCCCUUGUCUUCUGGAAUCCGAGAAUGUAAGAAGAACGAACGAAAAUGGAGAUGUGGGUUCUUUGUUUUGUGCGAAUUCGGUGGUGGGUUUUGUUCGUGGACUGGGGGUUUGCCCAUUUGUGGAAGAUUCAGAUUUUGUGUGUGCUGUCAGUUGGGUUUCUCAGGCUCAAAUGUUUCGUCGAUUUUUGGUGACCCAACACCAGUUGUUAUUAAAUGAAGAGGCAAUUAAGAAAACGCAAAAUGUGGAUGAUUGUGUUUGUUUAUCAGCUUCAGGUAAUGCAACACACUCAGUGGCUCGAAAACCAGUCGCUUCAGAACUUGAACCAGAAACCUUGCAAGAAGAUCAACUUCACAGUGGAUUGUUGACUCAAACAAAGCAAACCAAGCCACAAUCAUUUGAUGAGAUGCUGGUAAACUUGCAUUGUCUUGCUUUAGAUGCAUCCUUUGUGAGGAGAGGAUGCUUGAAUGCUGUGAAGCAGAUUUGCUUGACGUUUGGAAAUUUGUCAUACCAAUACACUUCUAAUCUUGAAUUGAAAAACUGCUAUCAUAUAAGCAGUGACAAUCAAUUUUCUUAUCCUGAGUGCGUGGGGAGCCAGCCAAGUUUUGUGGUUGAUGAAAAAGCUGUUAGGGAAAAUUUGGGCCCCUUUAUGCCUUACGUUGCAAGCCCGAUGAACUUCACUGGGUUAAAGAGACGGAAUGAUCUGCCUGCUGAUACUGGUUUUUCUUUCAAGUUGCUGAAGACUAUGCCUCUCUUCUCAAUCAGUAAAGCUGACGCCUAUCUUCAGAAAAGAAAACCUGAGUGCAGCUUUCAUAUGAAUGAUAUUUUAAUCCCCAGCCCUGCUUUCUUGGAUUUUCCUUCCAGGUUUUGCAAUACUGAACCAUUUUUGUCUUCCACGGGAGCAGAUGCUCAUCUACAAAGAAGUAGAACUGGAUUUGAGGCAGGGGAAGAGAUCCAAGAUUGUCAUUCCAUGCACUUGAUCCAGAAUAUGCUCAACAUUUACCUUGCAAAAGAUGCAUCUCACUGUAACACUACUCCAGAGCUCAGCAUGUUUCAGGAGAACAAAGAUAACGUGGAUAUACUUAAUGAUAAUGGAACCUGCUUGCCUUCUGCUGAGAUGCAGGGACCGGGAGGAAUCACCAGUAUUCUGAAAGAUGGCGAGACCUUAAAAUCUGUUGAUUAUGAUGCCAAUGAGAAGAUAGCAGAUGGGAUUCAGAGUGAGGAUAAGAUGGAUGAUUGUAAACUAGUUCUGCAACUUUCUACUGCUGAACCAGUGAUUAAUUGUGUCAUGGAAAAUGGUUGUGAUGAUGAUAAGAUGGCUAAUGCAUGUGCAGAAACUAGAAAUUUCCUGCUAUCUGAUAUGAAUACCCAUCAAUUGCCGAUGACUCUUAGCAAUGAUGAUGCUGCCACAUCUGGAGCAAGCAUGAAGCCUACAAACAGUGGCGAUGUCAUGUCUGUUGAAACUAGUGGAGGCAUUACCAUGAUUUCAUCCGUUGGAGAUAGUUCUAUGGAUACUAAGGAGCUCUAUCAAUCUGACCCUUCUGAUCUAACCUCGAAACCUCAAGUAGCUCGACGAUCAGCAGUUGGUAACUUGGACAAUUCUAAAACUUGUUUAGACUAUGACAAGAUUGGGAAUGGAAGUGUAGUAACCAGCAAUUGUCUGUCAUCUGAACCGAGUAUUCAUCAAAUCUUGAUGACGCCCAGCAACAGUGACAAUGCCACAUUUGUUGAAACCAGCAUAAGAGGGAGCAUGAUUUCAUCUUAUGAAGACAGUUGUAUGAAUAAUGAGAGCAAUCUACCAGGUACAUCUGUUCAACCGUUAAAGUCAAAAGUAUCUCAACAAUCAGCAGUUUGCUCCUUCGCCUGUUCUAACUCUUUGCACAUGAAGUUCCCCAAAGGUUUUAAUCUUCCCUCUGAAACGGAUUUGAUAAGGAAAUUUAGUAGAUUUGGCAGAGUGGACCCCUUGAAAACCAAAGUCUUUCAACGUAUGGGCUCAGCCCAGGUGGUGUUCUUUGACGAGCUUGACGCAGUGGCUGCUUAUCAGUGUGCAAAGAGGAAGAAAAAUAUAUUUCGUGAAGAAACGGUUUUGUAUUGGCUUGGCCGAUUUGAACGCAAGAGUAGAGGAUCAAACUUUCUAUCCCGGAUGUCAUCCUCGAAUCUAAAAUCGUCUCUCAAAAAAUCCACUCGGCGUGGGAAAGAUCUUAAAGAAUGCACCCGGAGGGUGAGAUUUACAAUAGAAACUUAG
Molecule: messenger RNA, 2511 nt
Organism: Dovyalis caffra
Lineage: Eukaryota; Viridiplantae; Streptophyta; Magnoliopsida; Malpighiales; Salicaceae
Source: the annotation of a GenBank genome assembly